AUGACCAGCGACCCGAGUCAAAAUGGCGAGAGCAAGGGCUAUCCCCUCGCCACCGUCCCUACCUCCGUUACCCUUUCCGCCGAGCAGUUCGAGAAGCUGUACCUCUCCCCCAUGACGCGCCAGCAGCCUACCCUCGCUAGGAGAGUCGGUAAUCCAACUCCAUUGGCACUUGGUGGCUUCGUCAUCACCACAACUCCGCUUUCCUGUUGCUUGAUGGCCUGGCGAGGGGCGAGUGGUAAUGGCAUUGCAUUUAUUGGGCCAAUUGUCUUCCUCGGAGGCCUUCUACUACUCAUCACGAGUAUUCUUGAAUUCAUCCUCGGAAAUACAUUUCCCUGCGUUGUUUUCGGGACAAUUGGAGGCUUCUGGUUUGCCUUUGCGGCUACCAUGAUCCCCUCAUUCAAUGCGGCCGCGCCCUACUCCUCAUCGGGCACCAGCACAACCGCCGGUCUUAGUGACCCCAGUUUCAUGAACACCUUCGCGUUCCUCUUAAUAACAAUGGCCGUUCUCAUGCUAAUCUUCCUGAUCUGCGCAACCCGCACCAACCUCGUCUACACGCUCAUCUUCCUCAACCUGCUUCUGGUCUUCCUGCUCUUAUCCGCCGGGUACUGGAGCCUCGGCGAGGGCGAUGCUGUUGUCGGCAAUAGAUGUGUAAAGGGCGCUGGGGCUACAUUGUUCGUCGCCAGUCUCCUGGGCUUCUACCUGCUUAUUGCUCAGCUUUUCGAUGCCGUUGGGCUGCCGGUUACCUUGCCGGUGGGUGAUUUGGAAGGAUUCUGGAAGAGGUAUCAGAAGUAA
This is a messenger RNA of Aspergillus mulundensis, 792 nucleotides long. RefSeq names its product transcriptional activator of ethanol catabolism AlcS. NCBI's taxonomy places the organism in Eukaryota, Fungi, Ascomycota, Eurotiomycetes, Eurotiales, Aspergillaceae. The transcript has 7 exons. Gene Ontology annotation, cellular component: plasma membrane. The record is from RefSeq and is a predicted model, not a curated record. Gene Ontology annotation, molecular function: acetate transmembrane transporter activity. Bases 1 to 792 code for a protein of 263 amino acids.